Molecule: messenger RNA, 1143 nt
Organism: Endocarpon pusillum Z07020
Lineage: Eukaryota; Fungi; Ascomycota; Eurotiomycetes; Verrucariales; Verrucariaceae
Exons: 2
Coding region: 1-1143 (380 amino acids)
Biological process (GO): ubiquitin-dependent protein catabolic process
Cellular component (GO): cytosol; proteasome regulatory particle, lid subcomplex; nucleus
Molecular function (GO): structural molecule activity
Source: RefSeq, a predicted model, not a curated record
AUGGACCUAGAUGCCAUCCCAGAUUUCCUGUCCGAACAGCGAGACCAAGCUCCAGCGGAUGUACAGCAUUUCUAUCUCACAUUCGAGGAUUUAUGGGAGCGCAAGCUGUGGCAUGAGCUCACAAAUAGCCUCGUGGAUUUCUUCCGGUCACCAGAAAGCUCCUCGCAGCGAUUAGCAGUCUAUAACAAUUUCAUCCUCAGCUUCGCAGACAAAAUCAACCAGCUCAAGCUUGUCUGGUUAGGCUUGCAGGCUUCGACGCAGUAUGAUCAAGAUCGACUGAAGUUUCUCAGUACUCUCGCGAAAAAGGUCGACAAGCCAAAAUCGCAAGAUGCCUACGUUUAUGCAAUCACCGAAGUUGCCAGUGUCAAGCUCCGAUUAGACGACGCAGAGAGUGCCAGAAAAGAUUUGGAUCGCGCAGAGAAACUGCUCGACAAUUUCGAUUCCGUUGAGACCGUUGUACAUGCCUCCUUUUACCGCGUCAAUGCCGAUUAUUACCAAGCCAAAGCCGAGUUUGCCUCCUAUUACAAAAAUGCCCUGCUUUACCUAGCCUGUGUCGAAAUUGCAGAUAUGACACGCGAGGAGCAAGAGACACGAGCAUAUAAUCUGUCAAUAGCAGCUCUCGUAUCAGAUAGCAUCUACAAUUUCGGUGAAUUACUCCUCCACCCAAUCCUGAAUGCUCUCCAACCACCUCACCCGCACUCCUGGCUCAGAGACCUACUCUUCGCCUUCAACCGCGGCGAUCUUGCUGCAUUCGAUCGACUUUCCAACAAUCUCAACAAAGAUCCUCUUCUCGAAUCUUACAAAAUGUUCCUAUACCAAAAAAUCUCCCUUGCGGCAUUGACGGAGCUUGUCUUCCGAAGACCACCCCACGACCGAGCCAUGACCUUUCAAACGAUCAGUCAAGAAACAAAGGUCAAGCCUGAUGAGAUUGAGCAUCUGAUCAUGAAGGCGUUGAGCUUGGGUUUGUUACGGGGCAAGAUUGACCAAGUGGCUGAAGUCGCGAAGAUUAACUGGGUGCAGCCGAAAGUGCUGGAGCGGAGCCAGAUAGAAGGUAUGAGGGUGAGACUGAAGGAAUGGGAUAACAAUGUCAACGAGCUGGGUCAUUGGAUUGAGGGCGUUGGGAAGGAUGUAUGGGCAGCAUGA